CUGGCAUCGAGACAAUGGCUCUGUGGGACUCCUUUCUCUGCCACUGAUAUCUCUACUGUGUCCUACAUUGAAGUCUACUUCUUGAGUCUUCCCUCUGCCAAAAUAGGACCACCUGAGACUACUAGAAUUGCUACUGAUCUCAAUCCAAGAGUUGAGGAUACUUUCAUCCCUCAGAACUGCUCUUUCUCCUCCUCUACCAAUACACUGACCAGGAAUACAUUCACUCUACCACAGAAUCCUGAUGAUAAUGUUUUAGAGAUCACAUUCGAUUUCAACCAAGACACUGACUGGCUGUUCAUCAGUGAGAUACAACUGUGUGCAGGAGAUCCUCCAUCUUCCAUCUCUUGUGGCUCUCCCACCACUGACCCCACACCAACCCCCUCCCCUCCCCCCUCUCCCACCCCUCCCUCCCUCACUCUCUCCUCUCCCCCACCCACCGGAGCCACAGAGAGCCCUGACCUGGGCCAGCCUGACUCUGUCAGUCUCACUUGCUCUGUGGCCAGUCCUCCUACUGGUGACUACCAAUACCAGUGGCAGUGGUGGAGGAAUGGGACACCACUGAGCAACACUGACACUCGAUUCUCUAUCACACACUCCACCAACACUCAGUCCAGUAGUCUAGUCAUAUCUGGUCUCAGAUAUUCUGAUGCAGGAGACUACAUGUGUACAGUGGAGUAUGGAGCAUGUCCUGAUGGAGUGGAUUGCAGUGGAACCACACCAGUCACUGGAAACAUACAUCUCGACCUUCCAUUGAUAGUGGAGGUAGAGUCCUCAGGACUGGUGGUGAGAGAAGGAAGUGAGGUGAUUGUUCUGACAUGUGAGGUGUAUGGCUAUCCUCGAGACUCCUCACCUCCCAAGUGGAGCUCUCCUGGGAGAAACCUGGAGACCCGCAGAUUCAUCACUACUCUCAGUGACACUGGUCCCCUGAGUGGUGGCAGUGUGUCCUCCACUGACAAGGUCACUGUGUCUCAACUCACCAUAGUCAACGUCACAGAGGCUGACCAAGGAGAGUACACAUGUUCAGUGGAUGGAGAAUCUGCUUCUUUCCGUGUUGAUCUAGGCAAGUUGCUAUUCAUAGCUAGCUACCUCCACAUUCACCAAAGAAUUUGUUCUAUCGAGAGUGGCUACGUGUGGACACAGACGGUGUACGACACGACGGGGAACAUCCUCACAAACCCAGACUUCUCAAACCCGGUCAAGAAGACCCUCCAGAAUGAUGACAGUAGUGGAGAGUGCAAUGCAUAUGGGAACAUCAGGACUGCCAACAUACAGCCCAACCCUUUCAAUGACGACUACUAUGGAGGAGAGGCAGAGAGCCACAUAGUCCAGUACUCUGCUCGACUCUACUUUGUCUGCAAGGCAGGCACCACACUGGAGGGCCCAACACUGGAACAUGUCAAAGACACUUACACUGCACACAUUCGCUUCAACACUAAUUCUUUCAGGGUUCAAGAAACUGGUACUACAACAUCUCCAGUGGCAUACAAUGGUAUUGAGCCAGACACAACAGGCUUCUACUUCUUGAGUCUUCCCUCUGCCAAAAUAGGACCACCUGAGACUACUAGAAUUGCUACUGAUCUCAAUCCAAGAGUUGAGGAUACUUUAAUCCCUCAGAGCUGUUCUUUCUCCUCCUCUACCAAUACACUGACCAGGAAUACAUUCACUCUACCACAGAAUCCAGAUAAUGUAGAGAUCACAUUCAGUUUCAACCAAGACACUGACUGGCUGUUCAUGAGUGAGAUACAACUGUGUGCAGGAGAUCCUCCAUCUUCCAUCUCUUGUGGCUCUCCUACCACUGACCCCGCACCAACCUUCUCCCCUCCCCCCUCUCCCACCCCUCCCUCCCUCACUCUCUCCUCUCCCCCACCCACCGGAGUCACAGAGAGCCCUGACCUGGGCCAGCCUGACUCUUGGCAGUGGUGGAGGAAUGGGACACCACUGAGCAACACUGACACUCGAUUCUCUAUCACACACUCCACCAACACUCAGUCCAGUAGUCUAGUCAUAUCUGGUCUCAGAUAUUCUGAUGCAGGAGACUACAUGUGUACAGUGGAGUAUGGAGCAUGUCCUGAUGGAGUGGAUUGUAGUGGAACCACACCAGUCACUGGAAACAUACGUCUCAACCUUCCAUUGAUAGUGGAGGUAGAGUCCUCAGGACUGGUGGUGAGAGAAGGAAGUGAGGUGAUUGUUCUGACAUGUGAGGUGUAUGGCUAUCCUCGAGACUCCUCACCUCUCAAGUGGAGCUCUCCUGGGAGAAACCUGGAGACCCGCAGAUUCAUCAUUACCCUCAGUGACACUGGUCCCCUGAGUGGUGGCAGUGUGUCCUCCACUGACAAAGUCACUGUGUCUCAACUCAUCAUAUUCAACGUCACCGAGGCUGACCAAGGAGAGUACACAUGUAACUCAGGAUCAGGAGCCGACAGCAAUGAGUCCCUGACUGGUGUAGUGGUGGGACUGGCUGUAAUGCUCCUCGUCUCGGUGACUAUCAACCUACUGUUAGCUGCCCACUGGAUGUACACACUGAGAGGGAGGGGAACAAAGAGUGGUGGAGAGGGUCCCGGGAACCAGGAACAGCUCUAUGAGGUGGUCGAUGGUGAUCAGCAACUCAAUGCAGCACGAGAUGAGGUCUCUCUGAAAACCAAUGAGGCAUACGGGAAAAUAAGCACCCAGAAUAUGACCUCUGCACCCAACACUGCACUUUGA
Molecule: messenger RNA, 2703 nt
Organism: Geodia barretti
Lineage: Eukaryota; Metazoa; Porifera; Demospongiae; Tetractinellida; Geodiidae
Source: the annotation of a GenBank genome assembly